UAUUUCAUAUUAGGAUACAUAACCUCAAACCAACUGCGAUAGUAAACAAGCUGCUAACCGCAGAGCGUGCUCUUAAUAACUUAAGUUAAUAAUAAAAAUGAUUUGUUUCACCUAUUCGUGAAAUCUUACGCUAAUAAUUAAUAUGUAUACUCAUUUACUACAUUUAUUACGUUGAUAUUUGUAAUAUUUUGAUAAUACAGUUUAUUUGGGAUAUUUUUAAGUAAAAAAUUAUUACAAUCGCGUAAAACAUGAGUGCUGAAGAGAGGCUUGUUACUGAGGUUCCUAGUAGCUUAAAACAGCUAGCUCGUCUUGUUGUCCGUGGAUUUUACACUAUAGAGGAUGCAUUAAUCGUGGAUAUGUUAGUUAGAAAUCCAUGUAUGAAAGAAGAUGAUAUUUGUGAAUUGUUGAAGUUUGAACGUAAGAUGUUGAGAGCUAGAAUAUCUACAUUACGCAAUGACAAAUUUAUUCAAGUGAGAUUAAAAAUGGAGACAGGAUCUGAUGGCAAAGCACAGAAAGUUAACUAUUAUUUUAUCAAUUACAAAACAUUUGUAAAUGUUGUGAAAUAUAAACUGGAUUUAAUGAGAAAGAGAAUGGAAACUGAAGAGAGAGAUGCAACUAGCAGGGCUAGUUUUAAAUGUACAAAUUGCUUAAAAACAUUCACUGAUCUUGAAGCGGAUCAGCUUUUUGACAUGACAACCGGUGAGUUUAGAUGUACGUAUUGUCGAGAAGUGGUGGAGGAGGAUCAAUCUGCUCUACCGAAGAAAGAUUCUAGAUUGUUACUAGCAAAGUUUAACGAACAAUUGGAGCCACUUUACAUACUAUUAAGGGAAGUAGAAGGAAUUAAAUUAGCGCCCGAGAUACUGGAACCAGAACCUGUUGAUAUCAACACCAUUCGCGGUAUCGACACGAGAAAACCAGUCAUUCUUCGUACACCUGGCGAACACUGGUCAGGUGAAGCUACUAGAACAUCAGGCUUUGCGGUGGAGGAUACCAGAGUGGAUGUCACUAUCGGAGACGAAUCCCCCGAUGAUAACGCAGCGAAUCAUAGAAAGGAGAGACCCAUAUGGAUGAUGGAAAGCACAGUUAUCAAUGCCGAUGGUUCUCAGCCUGACGGCGUGAGUACACAGGACAGCAUCUUAGACAAAGCUGCAGCUACUGCCACGAAUGUAAUCACGAACAACAAACAGGGUGAUGAUAUCAUGUCGGUGUUGUUAGCUCACGAGAAAAAGAGUGGCCCUAAUUCUAUGACAGCCAUCAAAGCUGCACUUCCUCAGGAUUCCAGUGAUAGCAGCGAUAACGAGGAAAUGUCAGAGAUGCAGACCGUUGAUGCAGGCGAGGUGGAGAUGAUGGAAUCGGAAGACGAUGAGCUCGUGCCGACUGUCAGUGUCGCGGGCAAGACCGUUGCGAUUACCGACGUCAAUGAUACUUUAAUUGCACAAAUGACGCCCAUGGAGAAGGAGGCUUACAUCCAGACGUAUCAGGAAUAUUACUCGCACAUCUAUGACUAAGGGCGUGAGGAACAGUAUGCGUCGUCGUAUGCAUAAGACUGAUCGAUUUGAAACCUUUGCUCCUUGUAAUAUUUUGUAUAGUUAUAUGAAAUAUAUCUAAUUUUCGGAA
Molecule: messenger RNA, 1617 nt
Organism: Odontomachus brunneus
Lineage: Eukaryota; Metazoa; Arthropoda; Insecta; Hymenoptera; Formicidae
Gene: TfIIEalpha
Product: general transcription factor IIE subunit 1
Exons: 8
Coding region: 249-1508 (419 amino acids)
Biological process (GO): transcription initiation at RNA polymerase II promoter; transcription open complex formation at RNA polymerase II promoter
Cellular component (GO): transcription factor TFIIE complex
Source: RefSeq, a predicted model, not a curated record